AUGGCCGCUACAAAACGCCCCGCCCCCGAGGGUGAUGGGGGUGAUGGGCCUAGCCAGCCGCCCAAAAGGCCCAAGUUCAUCCCCAAGAAACAAAGAGAAAAGAAGACGAAGAAGGGGAAGGGCAAAGAGCCCGAGAUUCUCUCCGAGGGCGAGCAGGAACGUCGAAGAAUAGAGAAGAAGGAGAGGAAGGAAAGGAAAUAUGGAGUGAAGGAUAAGGAAAAGUCGAAGGCAAUGAAAGCAAAGCGCAGGGCGAGAGUCGCUGCCAGGGCUGCCAAUGCCGCCGCCGCCGCCGCCGCCAACGCUGCCGCCAAGGCUGCCGCUACCGCCGGCAAGAAUAACGACUCGGACGAGGUAAUGGAAGACCAGGAUGCGGUGGAAGUCGAUGCCCAGAAGAAGGCUGGCAAGGAGGAGACGAAGAAGCUCAAGCAAACCAAGAACGCCGAUCAGCAGGCCGAAGAGGAGACUGAGACUGACGCUGAUGACGAAGAGGAGGAAGAGGUAGAGGAGGACGAAAGUGAGGAAGAGGUAGAGGAUGAGAAGAUGGAGGAGGAAGCACCCAAGCCUAAGAAAGAAAAGAAGGAGAAGAAAGACAAGAAGCAGAAGAAGGAAAAGAAAGAGACGGAUGAGGAGGAGGCGGAGAAGGCGGUGGCUGAAGAGGAAGCGCCUAAACUACAGAAAGAGAAGAAGGAAAAGAAAGAGAAGAAGGAAAAGAAGGAGAAGAAGGAGAAGAAAGAGAAGAAAGAAAAGAAAGAGAUACAGGAGGAAGAAAAGGUAGUGGUCGAGGAGGAGGAGCAAGCGCCCAAGCCUAAGAAAGAGAAGAAGGAGAAGAAGGAAAAGAAGAACAAGACUGCGACUACGACGCCUACCGCCUCUUCCAAUACGAAUGGCUACCAGCAAACUGUCAGCCUUGACGACGUAUCGCAGGCCGACAUCGACGCCUUCCUCGAGACGAACCAAAUCACCGUCACCGACCCCAAGACGAGCGAUGACGCCGCCGCCGCGGCGCUGCGACCGAUCCUCCAAUUCUCGCACCUCCCUCCCACCGACCUGCUGACCAAGAAGGGCUCGCCCUUUGCCAACUACACCACACCCACGCCCAUCCAGGCCGCCUCGUGGCCAUACACGCUCUCCGGUCGCGAUGCCGUCGGCGUCGCUGAGACGGGCUCCGGCAAGACCAUGGCGUUUGCCCUGCCCUGCGUGCAAGCCGUCGCCGCCGUCGCCAAGCGCAGCGGCAGCAGCGGCACCACCAAGGCGGUCGUCGUCUCGCCGACGCGCGAGCUCGCCAUGCAAACGCACGAGCAGCUCUCCGCGCUCGCCGCGCUCGCGCGCCUUCGGUGCGUGUGCCUGUACGGCGGGGCGUCCAAGGACGAGCAGCGCGCGCAGCUCGGCCGCGGCGCCGACGUCGUGGUCGCGACGCCCGGCCGCCUCAAGGAUUUCAUGUCGGACGGCACCGUGGACCUGUCCGGCUGUGCGUUCGUCGUGCUCGACGAGGCGGACCGCAUGCUCGACAAGGGCUUCGAGGACGACAUCAAGCUGAUCCUCGGCAGCUGCCCCUCGCGCGAGCGCCGCCAGACCCUCAUGUUCACCGCCACCUGGCCCUUCUCCGUGCAGUCCCUCGCCUCCACCUUCAUGGUCACGCCCGUGCGCAUCACCAUCGGCCGCGGCAAGGAGGUCGAGGCGGCCAACGGCGGCGCCGUGGAGCUCCAGGCCAACACCCGCAUCACGCAGCGCGUCGAGGUCAUGGACGGCAAGGACAAGGAGUUCCGCCUGCUGCAGGUGAUCAAGCAGCACCAGCAGAAGCCCGGCCAGAAGGCGGACCGCAUCCUCGUCUUCUGCCUGUACAAGAAGGAGGCCACGCGCGUCGAGGGCUUCCUGAGCCGCAAGGGCAUCAACGUCGGCGGCAUCCACGGCGACCUGCGUCAGGAGCAGCGCACCAAGUCGCUCGAGGCGUUCAAGUCGGGCCACACGCCCGUGCUGGUCGCCACGGACGUGGCCGCCCGCGGGUUGGACAUUCCCGAGGUCAAGCUUGUCAUCAAUGUUACGUUCCCCCUGACGAUUGAGGACUACGUCCACAGAAUCGGACGUACCGGCCGCGCCGGCAAGACUGGCGAUGCCAUCACGUUCUUCACGGUGCAGGACAAAGCCCACUCCGGCUCGCUCGUCAACAUUCUCAAGGGCGCCAACCAGCCAGUACCGGACGAACUGCUCAAGUUCGGCACCACUGUCAAGAAGAAGACGCACGACAUGUACGGAUCCUUCUUCAAGGACGUCGAUAUGAACCAAAAGGCGACCAAGAUUACCUUUGAUUAG
Cordyceps fumosorosea ARSEF 2679 is the source of this 2310-nucleotide messenger RNA. RefSeq names its product ATP-dependent RNA helicase DBP3. Lineage: Eukaryota; Fungi; Ascomycota; Sordariomycetes; Hypocreales; Cordycipitaceae. The coding region runs from base 1 to 2310 and encodes 769 amino acids. Gene Ontology annotation, molecular function: RNA binding; RNA helicase activity; ATP binding. Gene Ontology annotation, biological process: rRNA processing. The transcript has 3 exons. Gene Ontology annotation, cellular component: nucleolus. The record is from RefSeq and is a predicted model, not a curated record.